AAUUGAAUCCGCUGCCCGGCCGGCGCAGCGCGCGUCCCCUGCCGCCCACAUCCGCCUCAUCAUCCUUGGUCUCCUCCUCAUCAUUCGACCACCACCUUCCCCCUGCAGGACCAGCGAACUCGCUGUCUUCCUCGACGUCCAUGCAAGCUCGACUGCUCGUCAAAGCAGUCCGGCUGGCCCUGGGGUCAGGCAGGCCGCCUCCCGCUCAGGCGGGAGCGCGGGCCUUGCACACAGGCCACCGGCCGCCCACCACAUUCUUGGGCCGCCUAGUCCAGCGUGUGCUGCCAAAUUCUGCACCUCAUCACACUCCUACGCACGCAUCCCAGAAACCUUUUGCCUACCGUGGUGUACACACUCAACGCUCGAAUCUGUCGCUCUCAGCGAGGACCUUCAUCCAACAGAAUACUGCUAAGUCCCUUCACUACGUCCCACGCCCUCCUAUGGCGUCAAGGGGUAUCCAGCAAGUCGGUUUGGGCAAAGCGAGGAACUUCUCUACCGCGAGCCCGCUAUUCCACACGACUGUGAAGAAUGUACCCAUUGUCGUGCGUGCGUUCGCUCAGGCGGAUUUGGACCUCAAGACGUCCGAACGAGAGGGAAAGGUCAAGACCACGCGGAAGGGAAGAAAGGCGCAGAAGCGUACCCGUGCGCUGCACAGGCUCGCAGCCGACAAUGUACCUGUUUCUUCUACGUCCAACGUCCCGGAGGACCUCGAACACUACUUUGUUGACGCAGUCCCCACCGUCCUCACGCAAGUCACCAUCUCUCUGGAACCCUUCCGUCGGUCCCGCGCGUCGUCCCGGGAUGACAUCAGUGACUCGUCAGGUUCAGACGCCGAUUUUUGGCAGUCUCUCGCCGAUAUCCACGCGCUGUAUCGUCCACACAUGCGGCGUGUGGAAGCCGUCAUCCGUCGCCUGGAGCCGUACGCCCACCUACGGAGAAACGAGGACGUCAUCGGAUGGUCUUACACGUGUGACGACGAAUUCGGCUUGCCAACAGCGGUGAGGUUUGCAUUCGCUGCUCCGGUUGACGAAGUGCGGGGCUGGCUAGGCGACUUCGCCUCGGCGAGGUGGUUGACGAUAGAGGAUGUCACUCCGGGGAGAGAGAGACUGUUUGCCAGUUUGAACACCGAGCUGGAUGCAGUGUGGAACUCUGACUCUCUCUUCCCCGAUCCGAUUACGUCGCACGCGCCGCCGAUGGAUGGCUCGCUUAUCGCUCUGCCCGAGUGGACGACCCUUCCCGCUACGCCUCCGAACGACCUUCCCGCUUCAGGCGCGUCUACCCCGCCGGAUUAUCUCACCGACCUCGGCGAGGCGUGGAUGAGCGGAUUCGGGACGCCGAGCGAAGAAUGGGAAUACGAUAAUCAAGAAGAAGACGUCCUCAGUGAAGGGGAUAGCGUGUUCAGUUUCGCUAGUACUGGACCUGGGGGAACGGGAAUGUCCCUCCAGUUCAGCGCGCAUUGGGAAACAAGAGCACAGGAAGCUGUUGCUCGCUGA
Dacryopinax primogenitus is the source of this 1493-nucleotide messenger RNA. RefSeq lists its product as uncharacterized. Lineage: Eukaryota; Fungi; Basidiomycota; Dacrymycetes; Dacrymycetales; Dacrymycetaceae. Bases 141 to 1493 code for a protein of 450 amino acids. The record is from RefSeq and is a predicted model, not a curated record. The transcript has a single exon.